Hyposmocoma kahamanoa is the source of this 787-nucleotide messenger RNA. RefSeq names its product exosome complex component RRP41 (gene Ski6). Bases 1 to 753 code for a protein of 250 amino acids. Lineage: Eukaryota; Metazoa; Arthropoda; Insecta; Lepidoptera; Cosmopterigidae. Gene Ontology annotation, cellular component: cytoplasmic exosome (RNase complex); nucleolus; nuclear exosome (RNase complex). The transcript has 6 exons. Gene Ontology annotation, biological process: rRNA catabolic process; nuclear mRNA surveillance; poly(A)-dependent snoRNA 3'-end processing. The record is from RefSeq and is a predicted model, not a curated record.
AUGCCUGGCCCAGAUUUAUUAUCAAGUCAAGGGCUUCGCUUGGACGGACGGCGACCGAAUGAACUCCGUCGGAUAAGGUGCAAGCUAGGUGUGUUUACCCAGCCGGACGGCAGUGCUUACUUGGAACAAGGGAAUACUAAAGUUCUUGCUGCAGUUUAUGGCCCGCAUCAGGCAUCGAAAUCAAAAGUUUCGACAGAUGGUGUUGUAGUGAACUGCCAAUAUAGUAUGGCUACAUUUUCCACAGGAGAGAGAAAGAAUCGUCCACGUGGCGACCGCAAGUCACAAGAAAUGUCAAUGCACCUACGUCAAGCACUCACUGCUGGCAUCAAGACCGAGCUGUAUCCAAGGUCGCAAAUCGACAUUUAUAUUGAGGUUUUGCAGGCAGACGGCGGAAACUUCUGUGCAUCAGUGAAUGCGGCGACACUUGCCCUAAUAGACGCCGGCAUCCCCCUGCGCGCGUAUGUGUGCGCCUGUUCAGCGUCGAUGGCGUGGAAAGGCGGCGAGCCCACGCCCUUGGUCGAUGUAGGACACGUGGAAGAGGCUGCGGGGGGCGUUGUACUUACGGUCGCCAGUUUGCCUACCACAGGCAACAUAGCAUUGUUGGAAAUAUCGCACCGACUUCAUAUGGACUACUUUGAUGCCGUCAUGAGUCGAGCCAUGCAGGGCUGCAGGGAUAUAGAGGUAAUAUUAGACAGAGCUGUAAGAGAACAUUUAGCAGAAGGGUGGACGAAACAAGAUGUGGUCACUAUAUAAAAUACUAUUUUUUAAUUUACUGUUUUUUAUUUUU